UUGUAAAUGUAAAGACACAGUUGCAACCUAAACUUCCUCGUUAAUAUAUUUUUGAACGCAUAAUAUUAAACAACAAAGUAAGACUUCUGGUAAUUGCAUAAAAUUUUGAUUUUAGAAAAUAUUGUGUCUAGUGAUGGAUAACAGAUUAGUGCUUCUGCUUGCUGCUGUUGUCACUAAUUUUGGUCAUUUACUGGCAAGUCAAAACUUGAAUUGCGCUCGAGGGUACUGGGGCGCAGAUUGCAAAAAUAGAUGUUCCGAAGGAUGCACGUACAUCGGAUGCGACAAAGUUACUGGAUCUUGCUUUGGAUGCGGCUCGGGAUAUCACGGGAAACAUUGUGACAUUCCGUGUCCGGCUCAUUGUGUUUGUGAUCGAUUCAAUGCGAAUUGCACGUCCUGUUACAAUGGCUGGUAUGGUGGUUCGUGCGAUAAACCAUGUCACACUAAUUGUUUUGCGUGUUCAAAAACCACGGGGGUAUGUUCGACAUGUGAAAACGGCUGGUAUGGGACCAGUUGUACCGUAAAGUGCUCCUUAGGAUGCGACAGAUAUUAUUGUACAAAGUCAAAUGGAUACUGUUCAAGCUGUAAACUAGGCUGGUUUGGGUCAAAAUGUGACACACAAUGUCCUAAAAACUGUCAUAAUGGCUGUCAUAAAAAUUCUGGUUAUUGCAGUUACUGCAAUUCUGGGUUUUGGGGUUCACAAUGUUCAAGUGUUUGCCCGACAAAUUGUGAAAGUUGUGAUAAAUCUGACGGGACAUGUUUGUUUUGUCCUUACGGUUUUUGGGGAAGUAACUGUUUGCAAACGUGCAAUACUAAUAAUUGCAAAAUGUGUGAUAAAAAUACAGGUAAUUGUAAAGCUUGCAACUCUGGUUUUUGGGGACCUACCUGUAACUACGUAUGUAACAACUGCUCAACUGGACAAUGCGACAUUUCUACCGGCGUUUGUGAGACCUGUCCAGACGGGUUUGCAGGAGAAUUCUGCAAUAUAAAGUGUGAUGUUUCAACCUGUUCCAACUGGUAUUGUGACAAAAAACGAGGAUUUGCGUGUUCAAGAUGUGAUAACGGAUUUUGGGGAACCUUUUGUAAGAAACAGUGCAAUCUAAAUAAUACAUGUAGAUACUGCUACAAAGAUACGGGAUAUUGUCAGUCUUGUAAUAACGGAUAUUGGGGAACAUUCUGCGAGAACAAAUGCAUGGAAAAUAAUGGUUGUAGUUAUUGCAACAGGAACACAGGAAUAUGUACUUCAUGCAAAAGUGGAUAUUGGGGAAAUGGUUGUGAGAAGGAUUGUAAUAAAAAUUGCGCCAAUUUUUGCAGUAAAGCUGCAGGAAAAUGUUCGUCUUGCAAAGCCGGGUUCUGGGGAACAUAUUGUGACAAGAAAUGCCUGGAAUCUAGCAGCUGCAAGUAUUGCAACAGGAACACCGGUAUAUGUACUUCAUGCGCUAGUGGAUAUUGGGGACCAGUUUGUAACAAGGGUUGUAAUGAAAACUGCCGCAGUAGCUGCAAUAAAGAUACAGGAAAAUGCGUGUCUUGCAAAGUCGGAUUUUGGGGAACAUUUUGUACGAGCAAAUGCCUGGUAGGAGACAGAUGUCUUUAUUGUGGCAAGUCCAAUGGAAAAUGUGAAACAUGCGUAACUGGUUUCUGGGGUAGUUCGUGUGAAAAGAACUGCGCCUCAAACUGUGCAGGACUUUGCGAUAAAGAGACAGGAAAGUGUUUAUCAUGUAAACCUGAAUUCAUGGGUUUAAAUUGUGAUACUGUAUGUGAAAAUGAAAACUGUGAAACUUGCAAACGCUAUGGUGACAGUCAUUCAUGUACCAAAUGCCGAGCCGGAUUCUGGGGUCAAAACUGCGACAUUCAGUGCAAUUCUGAACGAUGCAUUGAAUGUCUUAUGGACGAAGGACGCUGUACCCUGUGUGAUGACGGUUUCUGGGGGACAUCCUGUCACUUAAGAUGCCGAGAAGGGUGUAAAUGCUGCAAUAGCACUUCCGGUACUUGUUCCCAAGAACAUUACUGCUUGGGAACAAACAGUAUGUACAACACAGCAGUGGUUCCUGCGCAGACAAACAGCACCUUAGUUACAGCUGGUAUUGCAUCAGUUGGUUGCUCCGUAGUAGUGCUUUUCGUGGCCAUUGGUUUAUCUUGCAUGAUUAGACGUCGAAGCAAACUAAAGGCUGGUGCAGCUACAUCAGAAGAUAAAGAUGUUGUACAACAGAGUGUUUCAUAUACAGUGGAUCGUAAGGGAAAGGCCAAAAUUGAGAUACCUCCGUUUCAAGCCGGAAAAGUCAAUCACACAUAUGGGACUUCGGAAACAAACAAGGGGUUUGAAGAAGAAGAUUAUGAAGAUCUCAUUGAGACAGAGAUGGUUUACGAAAACCCAUAGGUCUCUGAUAAGAAACUGUUGGCUUCGAUUAAUUUCAGGAAAACAUAUUUUGAGAAUUUUGUUAAGAUAGCCAUUGGCCAUAUACCUGCUAACUAAGAGACUCAAAAUGUACAUAAUUCAUUGUUAAUCAAUUCUCACACAUUAUAAUUUUUCACCUGUUUCUUUCACAUAAGCAUCUUCGAAUAUGUUCAUUAUUUUCAUAUUUACAGAAGUGUGCAAAAUACAUUUGACCAGGGAUAUUGAUAUAAAUCCAGAAAAUAUUUACAUCCCAAAGUACGAGUCGAUGAAACUAAGUACUGCAAUCAUACAUAUAAUAUAUUUGAUCUUAUUAAUUAAACUGACACAAAAGACGCUGCACAUUUUUAUUAAUGUAUUAAUGGCAAGUCAACAUCUACGUGUAUUUUACGGGAUAUUUGAACGUUCAUUGUUAAAAUCACCGUAAUUUUGCGAUUUUGUUGCUUUUAGUGUUUAAUGAUUUCAAGACCAAUCCACAAACGCAAUGUCAAAACGCUGUCUAUGAAAGCUAAAUUCAUAAUAUAUUUUAAAUUUUCGUUUGGUUUGGAAUACAAUUAUUUUAUUGUAUGUUAAGUACCUCCACAGAAAACGAAAUCAGCAAACACGCAAUUUCCAGUCAGAUGUUUUAUUUUGAAAUUCAUGAAAACGUGUACCCUGUAUAAUUAUUGUAAAUACUUUUAUGAUAAAUAUAUUUCUUUCAUCACUUUUUAAUGUCUGAUUAAUUUUAACAUAAUUUUAUCUAUUACCAUUUUCUUUGAUUUAAUUUUCAUCAAACUGUGUAUAUAUUUUUUGUGAUAACACAAAAUGCUAACCUUUAUUGCAGUUAUGAAUUUAUAAUAUUUACAUUGAUUUUUUGUUUGAAAAAAAAAAAUGCUUCGGCCCUUUCGAGAUGAUCACAGCUGUUUGAUUGUCCUUUCCAUAACAACCUCUUUCCUUGCUAUCAUCUUAAAGAUAACGAAGGUGGCAUUUAUAUUUUAAGGCAACGAUAGUAACAGCCACUUUUAAUGUUUUAUAGGUAUCAAAUAUUUUUAAAUCUAUCGUUGGAACCCCGCUUUUGUUAAUGUGAAUUCAUUCUGAAUUAGAAAUAAUAGCAUUUCGAAAUUUUUGUAGCCCGAAAUAAUCAAAUAGUGAAUAUGAAAUAGUUUUCAUAUACAAAUAUUGUUCGUAUUACAUGUGACCAAUGUCUUUAUGUCACAACUUGUGGACUGGAGUAUUUUAAUGACCAUAGUUUUUGGUUAAUAUGUCAGUUUAUCUGAAAAUUAUAUAAUUAUAUAACCGUGUACAAUGACUAUUGAAAUUAAUUUUAUGGGUUGAUAUAAAGGCAAAAUGAACCGCACCAUGAGAAAACCAGCACGGAUCCAGACCAGCCUGCGCAUCCGCGCCAUCUGGUCAGGAUCUAUGCUGUUUGCUUUCAAAGCCUAUUGCAAUUAGAGAAACCGUUAGCGAACAGCGAUACUGACAAGACUGCGCGGAUGCUGGUCGCAAAUGCGCUUUCAAAGCCUAUUGCAGAUAGAGAAACUGAUAGCAAACAAUAUGCAUCCGCGCAGUCUGGUCUGGAUCCACGCUGGUCGCAAAUGCACUAUGUUGGUUUUCUCAUGGUGCGGCUAUUAUAUUGAGUUAAUGUUUCUGAAUUCGUUUUAAAAUUGGCCAAACAUUCUGAGACUAGGCUCCAAAACUCAGUGUUAUUGCCUUUCAGUCAGUUUAAUUUCAAAAACUUUGAUUUAACUUAUGUAAAAUUUAACCCUUCUUUUAAUUGUAUGUUCCAAAAGCAUUGUCUCCCUAUACCGCAAACAACAGCAGCGCAAAAACACACGUACACAGUAUACACACCACACGCGUGUGCGCAGACACGCAGGCACAAAGAAGCAGUAAAAGUAACACGAACAAGAAGGAAAAAAUAGCACAGAGAGGCACCGCAAAAGGACGGCCCGUGGCCAAAGAUAUGGUUGGCACCUAAUUUCACUCGAAGCAAAAGGAGAAGGGUAUAAAUUCAAGGGGUGAUGGGGGGAGAGGAAAGAAACACCAAACACAAGCAAGACAAUAUACGAAACAUAAACUACGAAAUCCAAAAAAAAUGUUGAAAAUAGGGACGGGACACCGCUUUGGAAUGGUACAUCAUCACAGUGAUAAUGACAUUUAUACAUGAUUAAUUUCACUCUUAAUAUGUUUUCCUACAUACAACAGUUCAUUUCAAACCAUAUAUCCACUAUCCAUCAUGCCUCAGUAAUCAUGUCAUGCAAUUAGAUAAUCAUGGCAAUUUACCUUAUGUACAGUAAGUAAGUUUUAACUGUAAAUGGCACAGGCGACAAAAUACUGAGCUUGGUAAAUUGGGACGCAGGACCUCACAAGUUUGCAUCGAUUUCAUUCCAUGUGAAUAAGAAAAUCCACUAGCAGUAGCAUCAUGAGUAAAACAUGUGUAAAUGUAAAUGAAAUAUCUUUUAACCUUAUUUGUCCUCACUGUUAGAAGUGGUGUCUAGCCGUAUCGAUGAAAGAACAGCAAUCAUAUAUAUAAUAUUUUUUAUUUUAUUUAUUAAACUGACACAAAAGACGCUCGAUCGGCUGCACAUUUUUACUGAUGGCAAGUCGACAUCUAAGAUAAGUGUAUGUUACGGGACAUUUGAACAUUCACUGUUGAAAUCCCCGUUAUUUUGCGAUUUUAUUAACAAUUUCAAAACCAAUCUAUAGCAAAGUUAAAAUGCUGUACAUGAAAAAUAAAUUCACAAUAUAUUUUAAAUUUUCGGUUUGUAUGGAAUACAAUUAUUCUAUGAUAUGUUAAGUACCUCCAUAGAAAACGAAAUUAGCAAACACGCAAAAAGAUAAUCGUGGCAAUUCACCUAAUGUACAGUAAGUAAGUUUUAACUGUAAAUGGCACAGGCGACAAAAUACUAAGCUCAAUAAAUGUUUUAACCUUAUUUUAUCUCACUGUUAGAAAAAGUGGUGUCUAGCCGUAUUGAGACAUAGUUCCUUCCCUUUGACUAGAUAUUUCUUAUUUUAUUUGCUAGCGUUAACUGACUUAGAUUAAUUCUCGCCUUAAAUGGUAAAGUUUCUUGUUUAAUGCGUUUUUCAGUUUGUCAUCAGAGAGCUUUUUAUACCAUGCAGAGUGGUUACGUGAUUUUGUGCUACGUAGUUUUAAUUCAAGUUUAAGUUUUCUUAGAUAAAAAUGGUUUUUUGGCAAGUACUUGAUCUGUGUUUAAUGUAUUUAACUACGUAAACAUAUAAAAUUUGCUUUACUUUAGAAAUUUAGUAUUUUGAGUAGAAUAGUUAAAAUUCAUUAUAGCAACAUCAUCAUUUUAUCAACUGUAACAUUCAUGACUGUAACAAUGCAUUCAUAUCUUAAAACACUAUUUCACAACUGUUUGCAGAAACCUUGGUAUAAGAUAGUACCUCCUUUGUUUUACGUAACCAGCACCAGUCGAAGGGAAUGAGUGAAAAGGUGUACAUGACGUUCAUUCCAUAUAUGGAAAGUUUCAUGUAUAAUGUAUUUUAUCUAUGUAUUGUGUAGCGUAUUGGUUUGUUCCAUUUUUGUUUAUAUGUUUUAUCUAUAAUGCAACUUAUCAAUGGCCACCAGAUUUAUUAAUUGAAGUAUGUAAUAAGGUAUUUCUUAUUAUUUUACAUGAUGUUUAUGAAGCCUUUGUAUAUGCAUUUCUGUUUGAAUUUGGUUCUAUGAUGUACGUUAUGACCUUCUUGACGUUCUGCACAUGCAUUUGUAUUAGCUUAGCAAGUAUUAAAAUCUGCGAAACUAC
This is a messenger RNA of Mercenaria mercenaria, 6132 nucleotides long. RefSeq names its product multiple epidermal growth factor-like domains protein 10. The transcript is spliced from 5 exons. The coding region runs from base 134 to 2374 and encodes 746 amino acids. Gene Ontology annotation, molecular function: scavenger receptor activity. Lineage: Eukaryota; Metazoa; Mollusca; Bivalvia; Venerida; Veneridae. The record is from RefSeq and is a predicted model, not a curated record.